UUCCUUCGCCCCGAAGGAGGAGAAAGUAGACUUGAGAGUGGGACCCGCUUUUCGCAUUCCUUCAUCUGCCAUCGGUCGCCGAUUCACCUCCGGAUCAAAAGGAAACGGAACAAAAAAAGCUCAGAAAAUUUCCAUUCAACAACAGACCAAAAAUCGAAAUUAUGUGGUUCGAAAUCGUCUGCGGCCUCGUCAUCUACAAGGUUUUCCGGCGACUAAUCUACGGCGGCGACGCCGACGACAUCCCUGACGUCGACAGCAAGCACUCCGACCUAAGCUUCGCCGUGGCCAGAAGAUUGGAGAAAAGCCACGGCGGCAAAGCUUACGUGGGCCUUCGGAUCCCCGAUCCUGAUACCAGCUCUCGGAAGCACAUUGAGAUCGUCUUGGUCACCAAAAGGGAAGUGAUGGUUGUGGCGGUUAGGAGUUUCUCUGGAUUUGUGGAUGUCGCUAAAGAUGGGGGUUGGGUUUGUAGUAAAGACGGAAAACGUUCUGAGGCUCAUCCUGAUCCUGUGGAGGAAGUAACAAAGCAGUUGAUAAUUCUGGAAGCAUACUUGGAGCAAAGGGGUGUAUCACUGCCAAAAGGACAUUUAAUUGGCAGAGUUAUACUCCCAAAUCCAAAUUGCAGGACUUCCUAUUCUGUUGAUAGUCAACCAGAGGUUAUUCCUUUUGACAAAUGGUCAGAGCUCAAGUCAGAAUCAAAAGGUGGGCUGUCGAGUUGGAUUAAAGACGCAUUAGAGUUAGAUCAAAGGCUUAAUUCUAUAUUCAGCACAGCACCAAUGUGGGAUAGGUUAGAGUUCAAAGGUGAUAGGAACAUUCUUGGCGAGUUCAUUGAGUUCAAGGGAAAUCAGGAUGAUAUGCAGGCUUUGAGGCACUUGAAAAGGUCAAAAGUUAGUCAGAUUGUCAUCCAAAAGUCGACGAUGUUUGGACCUUUUGGGAGAUCAAGAAUUUACGUCUUGUAUGCCCCUCGUGAUUAUCGAAGUGAAGGAUCAUCAGCUUCUGAAUUGAAGGAGGUGGCUGUGAAGCAAAGCACGGAGGUUGUGUUCCAGCCACUGAACUCCAAGAAGCCUAAGAAGUUUAAGCUUACAAGCAUUGUUUCCUUGACCCUCAGUGCUUAAGGGAUCCCUGAAAUAAUCACUGUAAUUUAAGAACCUGGGUAGAAAAAGCUAAAAUAUCCUCAAAACUUGUGAUAUGUGUUUUUCUGAGCUUUUAUGGUUUGCCACGCUCCUAAAAUUUGAAGUGAAAUAGCUCGGCUCGACUAUGUACGUAAAAAGGCAUUGCAUAAUUUUCUAGUAAAUACAGAGAGCAAGGGAAAUAUAAAUUUGGCA
Molecule: messenger RNA, 1322 nt
Organism: Asparagus officinalis (garden asparagus)
Lineage: Eukaryota; Viridiplantae; Streptophyta; Magnoliopsida; Asparagales; Asparagaceae
Source: RefSeq, a predicted model, not a curated record